Molecule: messenger RNA, 1545 nt
Organism: Hevea brasiliensis (rubber tree)
Lineage: Eukaryota; Viridiplantae; Streptophyta; Magnoliopsida; Malpighiales; Euphorbiaceae
Product: (-)-germacrene D synthase-like
Exons: 6
Coding region: 62-1426 (454 amino acids)
Biological process (GO): diterpenoid biosynthetic process
Molecular function (GO): magnesium ion binding; terpene synthase activity
Source: RefSeq, a predicted model, not a curated record
AAUACAACGCCUAGGCGUCUCUUACCAUUUUGACAGUGAAAUUGAUGAAAUUCUAAAAGAGAUGAGCUCUGAAUCUGAUGAUGAUAAUGAUGACCUAUAUGCAAUUGCUCUCAAGUUUCGGCUAGUUAGACAACAAGGCUAUAACAUGUCGUGCGAUGUUUUCAACAAGUUCAAGGACAGCCAAGGGAACUUCAAGGAUUCCCUUGUCAAUGACCACAGAGGAAUGCUAUGCUUUUAUGAAGCUACGCAUCUCAGGUUGCACGGAGAAGACAUUUUAGACGAAGCACUAGCUUUCACUACUGCUCACCUUGAGUCCAUGGUUUCGCAAAGUUCGCCUCUGGCAGCGCAAAUUACCCAUGCUUUAAAGCGGCCUAUUCGCAAGGGCCUACCCAGACUAGAGGCAAGGCAUUACUUCUCUAUCUACGAAGAAGAAGCCUCAUGUAAUAAAAUUCUGCUAUCUUUUGCUAAGCUGGACUUUAAUAUAUUGCAAAAACAACAUCAGAAGGAAUUGAGCGAUAUUGCGAAGUGGUGGAAAGAAUUAGACUUUGCAAACAAGCUUCCUUUUGCAAGAGACAGAGUCGUAGAAUGCUACUUCUGGAUUAUGGGGGUGUACUUUGAGCCUGAAUAUUUUCUGGCCAGAAGGAUUCUAACCAAAGUGAUUGCUAUGACCUCAGUCAUUGAUGAUAUUUAUGAUGUCUUUGGAACACCUCAAGAACUUGAGCUCUUUACAGCAGCAAUAGAAAGGUGGGAUAUUAGCGCAAUAGAUCAGCUGCCGGAGUACAUGAAAGAAUUUUACAAGGCAUUUCUUGAUGUAUAUACAGAAAUUGAAGAAAACAUGAUCAAACAGGGAAGAUUAUACCGUUUCUAUUAUGCAAAAGAAGCAAUGAAAAAACAAGUUAGAGCUUACUUCAUUGAAUCCAAAUGGUUCCACCAGAAAUACAUACCGACGAUGGAGGAGUACAUGUCCAUCGCAUUAGUUACCUCAGCCUAUGCAAUGCUGGAAACUACAUCCCUUCUUGCAAUGGGAGAUAUAGUAACGGAGGACUCAUUUGAUUGGUUAUUUACUGAACCUAAGAUGGUUACGGCCUCAGCAAUCAUUGGUAGGCUUAUGGACGACAUUGUAUCCCAUAAGUUUGAGCAAAAGAGAGGGCACGUUGCCUCCAGCAUCGAGUGCUACAUGAAACAACAUGGUGCUACAGAAGAAGAAGCUGUCCAAGAAUUUCAGAAACAAAUUGUGAGUGCAUGGAAGGAUAUUAACGAAGAGUGCCUGUACCCGACUUCCGUUCCUAUGCCUGUCCUAACAAGAAUUCUCAAUUUUUCACGAGUAAUAGAUGUUGUGUACAAGGAUGAAGAUGGUUACACACAUGCUGAAGAUGUGUUAAAAGAUUAUGUGUCUACUCUACUCAUUAAUCCCGUAAUAACAUAAGCUUGGGAUUAUUAGGACUUUUUAGUUUUCUUUUUUUUUUUUUUUUUAAGUAGUUGGUAUUUUAGUUUAAUUAAGAAUAAACCUACUUUAAUUAUUAAUUUCAAUCCUUUUAAUUUUAA